AAAUAUGAUAACAUAAUGACAAAGACUAAUAAGUCGCAUCAGCUCAGGAGGAGGUACGACCCAGCGCCUAGUCAGUCUGCACAGGCUUCCGACAAGAUUGAAGCAUCCGGUGGCCCAAACGAAGCUGUAAGCAUCAGUCGGGAUCCAAGCUGCACUGAGCACCGCCACAGCCACUCAGUGAGAAUGAAGGCCCGCUUUAUCAUCCUGCUGCCCCUGCUCCUCCCCCUGGCAGGGGGGCAGGUCUACCACUGGGGCCCUUGCCCACAGCCAGAGGUCCAGCCAAACUUCGAACUCCAAAAGUACCUGGGAAGAUGGUAUGAGAUUGAGAAGCUGCCCUCCUCCUUCGAAAGAGGCAAGUGCAUGGAGACCAACUACUCUAUGCGGGAGGACGGCACCAUCAAGGUGGUCAACACAGAACAGUUGAAAGGAAAACUGAAGUCCGUUGAAGGCACAGCUGUGGUCCAGGAUGUGAACCAGCCUGCCAAGCUGGGAGUGAGCUUUUCUUUCUUCACACCUUACAGUGCAUACUGGAUCCUGUCCACUGACUAUGAGACCUCAGCAGCCGUGUACUCCUGCUUCGACGUGCUGCGGAUCUUCCACGUGGAAUAUGCCUGGAUCCUGGGCCGGACCCGCUCUCUGCCGGAAAAGACCAUCACCGCUGUGAGGGACAUCUUCAUCAGGAGCCACAUUGGCAUCGAGAGUAUGGACCCCACCGACCAGGAGGACUGUGACCUGCCACCAGUUUAGGGUUUCAGUUACGACCGCUGUCUGUCACCGCAGCAAAGUGAAGACGCAAUGCUUCACAAGUUUUACUCAUUUCACUGACACCAUAAUCGGUUUAUCCACUAUGCAUUAUCAUUUACCGCAGCACAUACUGUAUGCAUGCAUGUAGACAUUGAUUUCCUAAAGAAAUGCUUCUUUCUUAAAGCUAUCUCAGCAAAAUUGCAAUAUUUUCAAACUUAUUGAUCUAGGUAAAACAUGAGAAACAGUAUAUAUUUACGGAGGAUAUAUUUCCAAAAUGGCUUUGCGAACAGAGCUGAUCUUUUACCCCUAAAUCCUAAACACUUGUACCUUUAGGAUAAAUAACACACUGUGGUUUAAAUUAUAGAUGAACAGUUAUUGCAAGUACAGAAAGCAAACCAGGCAAGAUAAGAUAACAUUUUAUUUAUUCUAAGGGAAACUCUCAUGCCAAGGCGCAACUCUCCCAGUGCUUAAUUAAUAUACCAAAAAUAAAGAAUACAAUAAAUGCAGUGUAAACCUGCAGUGGCGGCUGCUGACCAGAAUUUUUAGUGAAGCAAACUCUAGAUCAGGACCUCCCAGCCGUUUUCAAAUGUGAUAAAAAUAAAUAAAAAAAAAAAAUCAAAUGAUGUCUCACUUUUAGAAUUCAAAAAUGAGUUGUGGCCCACAAUAAAUAUAACCACACAAAUACUUAAGUUUUAACAUAUACACAAAUUCCAGUAAGAGAACACGUCAAAUCUGAAUACCAAAUAUCAACUUUCUUUGCAUACUUGCAAUGCUGUAGUCAAAAAACUGUUUUUUUAAUUUGCAUUUUCUCCUAACCUUCGAUUUUAAUGUCUGUAAUUGCACUUUAUUGGUUUCAUCUGUUUUUUUUCCCUUUUGGUCUAAGAGAUCCUGCUGAAAGCCAGUGAUCCACUCUGGUGCUUGCUGUCAAGCCUCAUUAGUUCACCUACAAACCAUGUGUGGCAUCAUUUGGUGGGCCCUCUUUCAAUACCCUAACAGCCCACUAGGGUUUGGGAAAUGCUGCUUUACACUAUUUUGUGUGAUCUCAAUGCUUUCUUUUUUCUUGCUGAAGUACUGCCUCACCUGUUGUCAUAAAAAAAACCUCUACUCACCUACUGUUCUCAAACACGUGAAGGGCACAUCGUCUGGACGCUUCUGUUUCUGUGAUCAGUAAUUAACGACUGAAUGUCUGAUGUGCUAUGUUGCUGAGUAUUUGCUGACCUUGCCGGGGAGUUUGUUCAGAUGGUGGAGACUGACAGAUGCUGAUACCUGGGAUCUUCUUUUUGCUGUAAUAAAGUCAAUACCUGUGCUUCACUCCCCCUCCUGGAGGAUGGUCACUCUUUGGAAAUGCUGUCAUUAAAAGUUACUUUUUUGAUUUU
Paramormyrops kingsleyae is the source of this 2120-nucleotide messenger RNA. RefSeq names its product apolipoprotein D-like. Lineage: Eukaryota; Metazoa; Chordata; Actinopteri; Osteoglossiformes; Mormyridae. Gene Ontology annotation, molecular function: lipid binding. Gene Ontology annotation, biological process: response to reactive oxygen species; brain development; lipid metabolic process. The record is from RefSeq and is a predicted model, not a curated record. Gene Ontology annotation, cellular component: cytoplasm.